CGCAAACGACAGGGCUUAUAUUCGGGCAAUUACGGGCGCUUUGGUCGCGCGGCUGCCACUGGGCAUGCCCAGCCCCGGGUCACGUGAUGUCUGUCAUGGCCGCCUCCGUGGCCCGGGGAGGCGUGAGUGCUGGGCUGCUGCUGCGGGCGGCCAGGGGAGCCUGGUGGAGCCGGCCCGGAGGCAGUUGGGGGUCUGGGGAGGCGGCGGCGCCAGCGGCAGCCAGAGGAUUCCGAGCGACAGGUACCUGGGGCGCUUCGGGGGCUAGCGUUCAUCCGUCGGACCCCCGCAAGGCGCCGCGGGGCCGCUCACCGAACCGUGUUUUUCAGGCUCGCACCCGGCGGGGGAGGAGGAAGCUGGCGGCCCCGAGCGGCCCGGGGACGUGUUCCACCGGGCCACCGCGUCCAUCAUCAAGUUUGGCAUCUGCACCUCCAUCUGUCCCCAGGGUGAACGUGGUGUUCGUAGACCGGUCAGGCCAACGGAUUCCGGUGAGCGGCAGAGUGGGGGACAAUGUUCUCCACUUGGCCCAGCGCCACGGAGUGGACCUGGAAGGGGCCUGUGAAGCUUCCCUGGCGUGCUCCACCUGCCAUGUGUACGUGAGCGAGGACCACCUGGACCUCCUGCCUCCUCCUGAUGAGCGGGAGGACGACAUGCUGGACAUGGCCCCCCUUCUUCAGGAGAACUCCCGGCUGGGCUGCCAAAUCGUGCUGACUCCAGAGCUGGAAGGGGCCGAAUUCACCCUGCCGAAGAUCACCAGGAACUUCUACGUGGACGGCCAUGUCCCCAAGCCCCACUGACGUGGGCAGCCGUCGUGGCCCUCGGGGCCAGGACUGGAAGAAUAGCCAAGCCGCCCGCCCAGCCCAGAGCGUGGACAGGCCCGAGAGAGAUGUUGGGAGCAGCCAGAAGCCCAAAGCCCCUGCUUCAGAUCCCAUGUCCAGGCUCUGGGUGGGGGGUGGGGUGGGGGGUGGGAGGGGCACCAGCCCCUGCCCGGGAGCCUCCCCCAAACUCAGGAGAAUCAGU
Prionailurus viverrinus (fishing cat) is the source of this 1017-nucleotide messenger RNA. It is a transcript of the gene FDX2, whose product is annotated as ferredoxin 2. Gene Ontology annotation, cellular component: mitochondrion. NCBI's taxonomy places the organism in Eukaryota, Metazoa, Chordata, Mammalia, Carnivora, Felidae. The coding region runs from base 87 to 794 and encodes 235 amino acids. The record is from RefSeq and is a predicted model, not a curated record. The transcript has 4 exons. Gene Ontology annotation, biological process: P450-containing electron transport chain; positive regulation of oxidoreductase activity. Gene Ontology annotation, molecular function: 2 iron, 2 sulfur cluster binding.